AUGAAUAACUUAAAUUUAAAAGAAAAAAAUAUUUCCAAGACAGUAAAAAACAAUUACGAAAGAAAAAAUGUAGAGGACGUGAGGCCAAAUAUUAGCAAACCAUAUGUAGAUCUUUUUGAUGUACAAAAGAACAAUAUGGAUGAUGAUCAUUAUUUGUAUAAUUGCGAUGAUAUAAUGGAGGAAAGUAGUAGUAGAAAUAGUGAUAUAAAUAAUAAAACUAUUGAUGAGCAUUUAAAAAGUUAUAAUUAUAAUAAUUACAAGGUUGAUUCAGAAUAUAUAACUAGUAAUAAAUAUGUAAAUGGGGGAAGAAAACUAGAUCAUAAAAUGAAUAGAACAAAACUUAAUGAAGAAGCAAGUAGAAUUUUAAGAAAAGAUAAUAUCUAUAACACAUAUAUAAAUAAUAAUACAUGCUGUAGUACUAGUAACAAUAACAGCAACAGUUACAAUAACAGUUACUGUAGCUGUAAGAAUAGCAGCAACAAACAGAAUAAUGAUGUAACUAUUAACAUUGUAAGUAAGCACUACAAUAAUUUAAUUAAAAACACCAAUAAAGGAAUAGAAAACAUAAGUAGUAAUUGUGAUGCCAUCUUACAAAAACGUAACUAUGAUAGUAUAUCUGAUAUUAGCAGUGCAUUCUUAGUAAAUAAAGAAGACAGUACUCAUGACUAUAAUAAUUAUAGUUACAGUAAUUACAAUAACUACAGUGAUUACAAUGAUCAUUUUGAUCAUGUUGAUCGCAGAUUCUACAGUGGUAACAGCGAUUAUAUCAAUCAUAAGCAUCAUAACAGUCGUAAUGACAACAGUGUCUGUUAUAACGAGAGUAACAGUAAUAAAAGGGAGUGUGUUCUUUACGAAAAAGGUAAUGCAAUAAACAGCAACCUUCAUAGCAUGCAAGUAGGUAGAACGGACAUUAUAUUAAGGGAUAAUGACCUUUGCUCUAUAAGUUUACGCAAUGAUGAAGAAUUAGAAAAUGCUGUUUGUCUAGAUAUUGAUGAUAAUAAACCAAAGAGCAAUCUUAGUAAUACUCUACAAAAUAGUGAUAAAGAGGGCACGAAUAAAAGUAGAAUUAAAAUUUAUAACAUUUUCAAUAAUUUGAAUAUUAAAAAGAGCAAUAGUGCAAAUAUAGGGAUUAUAAACUUUUUAAGAAAUAAGAGGAACAAUAAAUAUACCUGUGACAGUAAAGGUGUUAGAAAUGAUAACCCAGAGAGGGGUGCCCUCAGCAGCAGAGAUAUUCACAAUACCAGUGGUAAUGCCAGCGGAAAUGUUAGCGGUAAUUCCAGCGGAAAUGUUAGCGGUAAUUCCAGCGGAAAUGUUAGCGGUAAUUCCAGCGGUAAUUCCAGCGGAAAUGUUAGCGGUAAUGCCAGCGGUAACGUCAGCGGUAACGUCAGCGGUAACGUCAGCGGUAACAACAACAGCGACCUUAAUAAUUCUAGUCAAAAUACCAUCCACCAAAUAAACAGUAGUCACAAUAGCGACACCCCAAAUUGCAGCCAUAAUGGAAGCACAAGAAACGCUACAACCAACAACUUACAUGAUAGUUCUCCUGUAUCGAAGGGAUGCAUAUACGAAAACGAAGAAGAAGAGAGUAAAAUGUUAACAGUACACAAUAUGGGUGAACUACAAUGCAUAAAAGAAAAUAGAGGGGAAAUGUUAAAGGGGGAAUUAUCAUAUAAUAACUCAAAAAUUGCAUCCAACGAAACGUUGAAAAUUUUGGAAAAGAAGGAUGGAAGUAAUAAUAACAAUUUUUAUAAAAAUGCAUCAAAUGAUUAUCUAAAAAAAAAUGAAAAUAUAGCAGAAAUAUGCAGUAUGGUGGAUUCUGUGAAAAUACAGCAAAAUAAUCCCUUCAGCAUAUAUCAUUAUGUGAAAAAGGAGCAAGCGAAGAAUGCAAGUAAUGUUGACCUGACGAGUGCUCGUAUAAAUCAUCCAAACGAGAACAACGGAAAAAGCGGUAUUAAAAAUAGCAGUAAAAAUAGCAGUAAAAACAGAAGCAAAAACAGAAGGAACCAACAGCACAACGAUAGUUACAGAAGUAAUAGCAGUAGCCAUAGCAAUCGUAAUAGUAAAAGCAAUAACAACAUUUUGACGUAUGCCAAUACGAAUAAGAAUUGCUCAAGUGUGAAUGAUGUAGUACGUAAUAUUGUUGACAAAUUUAAAAUGGAAAAAAAAAGUUUAGACAUUUUUAAAACACUGUCAGAAAUACAAAGCAUACAGAGUAGUAAUUACGAUACUUAUUCAAAAAUUUUUCUAAAAAAUGAUAUAACUAGCCAACAACAAAAAGCUGUUGUAAAAAGAAAAAAAAUAUUAAAUAAUGAUAAUAACCAUUAUUACAAAGAAGGAGUAGUAACUGAUGAGGAUUGCCAUUUUAAUAUGAAAUGGAAUGAAGAUGGUAACUCAUUAGUUAAAGAAGACAAAAAAAAUGAAAAAAUUGAAUUAAAUGAUGACUCAUCGAGUAAAUACAUUUCCACCUAUUCUGAAGCAUCUUCCACUAGUAGCACCAAACCUUUGUCGACAUCUAAAAGUAAACCUAAAGGACAUAACUUAAAAUCCUCCAUUUCACAUGGGAAAGAAAUUAAAAAUAUGAACGGCAAGAAAUUUUUUUUAAUUAAAUCAAGUUAUUUAAAGAAAUGUAAAGAAGUUAAGAAUAUGCAAAGUAACAGAAAUAGAAGUCACUCCAUAAUAGAUGGUAUAAGCUGCAUGUACGAAAAUCCGAAAAAGUACUACAAUAUAAUUAGGGGUGAUGAUAUUAGUGACUGCAAAAUUAUCAGCAGUAGUAAUAAAGUUGUCUAUAAUGAUGCUGCUACAUGCACCAGUAAUUAUAACAACCCCGAAAUAUACGCAAAGAAAAAGAACGAAAAGAAAAAUAAGAACAGGAAUAAGAUUAAUAGUAAGAGUAGUAAAAAUAGUAGGAGUAGUAAAAAUAGUAGGAGUAGUAAAAAUAGUAGGAGUAGUAAAAAUAGUAGAAGUAGUAAAAAUAGUAAGAGUAGUAAAAAUAGUAAGAGUAGUAAGAGUAGUAAAAAUAGUAAGAGUAGUAAGAGUAGUAAAAAUAGUAAUAGUAAGAAUUGUAAGAAUUAUAAGAAUAGUAUGAAAAUAAAUGAUAAUAAUAAGCUAUAUGAUACAAGUAUAAACAUGAACAGUGAUAUUAGCAUCUCUGGUAAAAAUAGUAACAGCAAUUGUAGAAACAAUUUUAUAAAUGACGACGAAGGUGAAGGAAAUGUUUUCCCAGAUAGUGACUCAUCUAAUGGUAAUUAUCAAAACAGAAAGGGUCGUAUCAGAAUCAGAAGUGGAAAUUAUUCAAACGAAUAUGACGUUUUGGAAUAUAAUAAAUAUAAGGAGGAUGUUGAAGUUAAUUGUGAUGCCAAUGGUAAUGCCGAUGGUGAUGAUGUUAAUCAUAAUAAUAGUUACAACAACUCAGAUGAAAAUUCUCUAGUAAACGGAAGCCUCGUUUCUGUGCAACACGUCAUGCAAGGAGAUAGGAAUAAAAGAAAUGAUAACGAUAUAGGUAAUAAUAGUACUACCAAAUAUAACACUUACGAAAAUUGUAAGGAUUAUUAUUGUAUAGAUAAAAAUAGUAAUACACAAAUCUGGGGGAAAUUAAAAAGUGCACAAGAUAAUGAUCAAAUUAAUACUAUGAAAAAAAAAAAUAAGGAAGUUUUGUCAAAAGAUAAACAUACAUUUAUGAAACAUGAAAUGAAUGGAUAUUAUGAGGAAAGAUGUGAUGAUAUCUCUAAAAAUAAGAAGAAAGCCAAAUACAUUGUUAUUGACGAUGAAAGUGGUAUAUGCUUAGAAAAGGGUGACAAAAUAAAUAGUAAAAAUAAUUUGUUUAGUAGUACUAAAAAAAGAUACAAUAUUAAGAGAAGUAGGAAUAAGAAUAUAUUAUGUAAAGAGAUUGACAGUAAAAGUGAAAGUAGUAGUAAUGGCGGUAGUAGUAUUAGAAGUGGUGGUAGUAGUAGCAGAAAUGGUUGCGUCACCUCUGCUAAUAAUGGAAAAUACCUGAACAUUCAAAAUGUUAGAAGUAAAUCGGUUUGUGGAAAGCCAAUUCAUGAUAAAGCUGUCUGUAUCAAAAACAACAAUGCGAGUAGCGGCAAUAACCAUAACACUUGCAGUUGUGAUAGUGAUUUGAGCUGUGGUAGUAACUUGAACUGUGAUAGAAAUGUAGAGAGCAAUAGAAACAAUGUAAAUAAUACUGUGUCAAUUUUUAAAGAACAAAUGCAAAACAGGACUAGUGAUUGCAUCACUUAUAAAAAAAAUGAAUUAAAUAUUUAUACCAGUAAUGAACUCCUUUUUAAAAGUAAUAGUUAUAGUAAUAAUAAAGUAAGAGGAAUAUAUAAUAAAAAUAAGGAAACUAAUAUUCCUAGUGUAAUGGAAAAUUUAAACGCACACGGUAAUCAUAGAAACAGUAUAAUAUAUCUCAAAGCUAAUAUAGGGAAAGGGGGAGGAAAUGAAACUAAUUGUACCAAAUAUAUUAGUAAUGAAACCCAAGGUGAUAAUAUAAUAAAAAUCGAUAAUAAGGAAAGAGCCAUUUUAAAGAACAAAAAUAUAAUAAUGAUCAACACAAACAGGAGCGACAGUAGUAGUACCUCAAGCAAUAAUAAUAGUAAAUAUAUGGGCGAGAAAAAUAACUGCUUUACCAUCCCAGUUUAUAGUAAAAAUGAGAAUAUAGUUAGCUGCAAUAUAGGAAUAAAUAAACUCAAUAAGGAAGAAGAACAGAAACGUAGAGGGUUGUGCGCAAACGGAAAUGUACCCUUUUUAAAUAAAAAAGAAAUAUAUAUAGCAGUGAAUAAAAGAAAAUUAAAAGAAAAAAAUAUGGUCCAAAGGGACUCCUAUAUAAAUAGUGCACAUGUAAGGAACCCAGGAAGCGUUGCAAAUUAUAGGGGAUGUUUGUCAAGAAGUUGCAGUGGUAACAAUCAUGGAAGUAGCAAUGUAGGUAGCAUCCAUCGAGGUAGCAGCAAUCCAGGUAGCAGUAAACGAGGUAGUAGCAAUUCAGGUAGCAGCAAUCCAGAUAGCAGCAAUCGAGGAAGUAUCCUUCGAAGUAAUAAUUCCUUUUACGUGCAAACUUCGAAAAAAAGAAAAAAAAAAAAAAAAAGCGAGAAGCAAAUGAGCAAAAAUUGUCAAGAUUUUUCGUACAUCCCCAAAUCCACGUGUCGCACACUUGGAAACGUUUUUAAAAAUGGGAAUAUGAAAACUAGAGAUACUCAUUUGAAAUAUAUUACUCCAUUAAAUAAUGUAAAAAGUGAAAAAUUAAAUGUAAACAUUUUGAAAGAAGGAAAGGAACAUACAAAUGAGAGCAGAGAAUAUGAAUGUAAUAAUAUGGAGAUGGAAAGUGCAUUAACCGAAGAAGGAACAAUUACUGAUAAAAAAAUUAUAAAAAAAAAAAAGGAAGAACAAAGGAUUAUAAAGAACAUAAAUUAUUCUAGUAACCAACAAAAAGUGGAUAACAAGGACGAAACGUUGAUCUUUAUUGAAAAUGGCAAAAUGGUAAAUACAUUUCAUAAAAAUUUAAAGUGUUCAAAUAAUAAUAUUCAAAAUGUGAAACAGGUAAGCAGCGAGGAUAUGUGCAAAUAUGUGGAGCUACAAGAUCAUAGUAGAAAGACAAAAAAUGAUAAUAACAAAGGUAUCAACAUGGCGAAUGGUGAUAUCACAUAUAAUAAUGCUUGUGAAAAGGAGUCUUUCCUUUUCUAUAAGGAUAAUUUAAGCAUUGAGCAAGAUAAAAAGCUAGGUAGAAUAAAUUCAAAUAAACCAAAAAAAAAUAAGGAAAAAUUAAAUUUAAAUAUAAAUUUUAAAAAAGACGAAUCGAUUGCCUAUCAAAAUAAUAUUAAUAAAACAGGAAAUUAUAAAAUAUAUGAUGCUAAAAAAUACAGUGCUAAUAAUAAUUUUUUUUCAAAACAAGUGCACGAUAAUUGUGAAGAGAACAUUACUAAUACGUUCAGUUCACAAGAAAAGGAAGUAGUAAAUAUGAACAAUAGAAAAGAUAUAAUUCCAAAAUCUCAUGAAUUAACUGACAAGGGAUCAUCUAUUACAAUAAAAUACAUGAAAAGAUAUGCAAAGGAAGCAAAGAAGAAAAGUAAUACACAUGGAAAUAAUGUUCUAAAUAAAGAACUUCAAAAAAAAACAGCUUUUAUUUAUGAAAGAUUAGGAGACUGUAAAAUUGUACGAAAUAAACUUUCUUUACCACAAAAUUUUAUUCCCAAAUAUGCUCAAAAGAAUAUAGAUAAAAAUCCUUUUUACUUAUAUUCAUCUAAGAGAAAUGAAAAUAUAAAUUUAGGACUAAAUAUAUAUCAAACCUCGCCGAUUUUAAACAACAAAAUAGAAGCAGGUGGAAAAAAAAUAGUCAACAAUGUAUCACUAUAUAGUAGUACAGAAGAUGAAAACAAAAGGAAGAAUAUCAUUAAUACUUGUUUUCCUUUUAGUAAGAAAAAUAAAAAUAAUUUUAUCAUAUUUACCCCAAGUUUAUACUCGUGUACGAAUCAUUCGGACAAAUGUAAAAGCGACGGAGAGCUAACGAGUAUUAUGAAAAAGGAAACAAAAGGGAAAAACAUUUUAAAUGAAUGCAGAGGUAAUUAUAGGAUUGAUAAAAAACAUAGUUGUAAGAGCACUUCAAUUCAAAGCUACUCCUUUCCAGAAGACAUCAUAACAAACAGUGUUCAUAUUGAGAAAAAUAUAGAAAUACAAAAUAACACCGCAACAAUGAGUUCUAUGACGAAAGGGACUACACAUUGUAGCGACGUUUUCUUUUCACUGAAUGGGGGAAAUAAUUUUUGCAGUAGUAAAAAUAAGAAUAAUAAACGUAGUGGGAAUAGCUGUGGUAUCAAUGCCACCAUAAAUAAUAUGCGUGUUAAUAGUGUCAAUAAGGAAGAAGGUAAAAGAAGUAAUAUGCCUAUGAAAAAUUUUGUUGUAUCUGACGAACUAGGCGCUGAUUCAUCACUCCUAAGUGAAGUGCUACUAAUAAAUAGGGAAAACGUGAAUAAUUUGAAUAGUGUAAACAGCAUGAAUAGCUGGAACAGUUUGAAUAGCAUGAAUAAUAUGAACAAUUUGAAUAACAUGAAUAAUAUGAACAGCCUGAACAGAAUGAAUAAUAUGAACAGCCUGAACAGAAUGAAUAAUAUGAACAUCCUGAACAGCUUGAAUAGUAUGAAUAGUCUGAACAGCUAUAACAGUUCGAAUAAUGCAAUUAACGGAGGGGGGAAAUCAAAUUUUAGCAAUUAUCUUUCUGUGGACCUUUAUGACAUACUCAAGAAUUACAAGGAAAAAUCAGACAAAUAUCUAAAUAAGAAAUACAUAAAUGAUUUAGAUAGAAUUAGUCAACUCAUUCAGCAAUUUAUGAACACAUAUUCUUGCAGUGAAAAUUUAAAAUCAAUUUUUCAACUUCUGAAGUAUGAAAUUGACAAAAUUAAGAGAGAAAGUUCAUAUUUUUGUAACGAUAAAAAAUAUGUGGUUUUUACUAUACCCAUAAAUGAUGUAGAGGGAAAAAAUUAUGAUAAUUAUAAUAUUAGUACUCAACAGAAAGACCCUAUAUAUGAAUAUAACUUUGAUAAUCGUAUUGUGGAAAAUGUAGAUAAUAAUAUGCCAAAGGAUGGAUGUACCAAUUUUAUUGGAAAUAUAGUAAUAUCGGAUUUAAAAAAGGUAUGUAAGUUAGUUAAAAAUUGUAAUAGUGCAAAUUAUAACAAUAAUAUUAGUAAUAGUGUUAGAAGUGACGUUAGUAAUUGUAAUAUUAAUGGUAAUAUUAACACUGAUAGUAAUAGUGAUAGCAGUAGCGAUAGCAAUAAUAAUGAUGGAUGUUCAAGGAAAGAUAGUAAAAGAAUGUAUAGGAGUAUAUGUAUGAAAACACCAUAUACCUGUUUUCUUAAAAGUAUUUAUAGUAAGGAGAUGAAGCUCAACCGUUCCAUCAUGAACCUCACGAAAACAGAUAAACAAAAUAAAUAUUGGAUAAAAAAAAAAAAAUUAAAUAACAAUAUUAAUGAAAGUUUCUUAUCAAAAAUGAACAUAUUUAUUAUAAAGCAUAAUAAUCAUGUGUAUAAAUUUAAGUUAAAUAAUAAUUUCCUUUUAAAAAAUAACCUUUUAAAUAAUUAUACGAAUAAUAAUAGUAACAGUAAUAGUAACAGUAAUAGUAAUACUAAUAAUAAUGCUAAUAAUAAUAGCAAUAAUAAAAAGAAAGGAAAAAUUGUUAAUUUUGACUUCUUAUAUAAUAACAUAUUUCUCAAAAAUUGUAAUAGAGGCAAAGUUGUUCUCAACGAAUUGGCAUUAACUUAUGCACAUUGUAUGGAUGGAAAUACGGACAAUCAACUAUGCGAUCAUAAUAGUAAAGAUAUACUUAAUUCUCCAUAUGGCAAAAGUAUUGAUAUGAACAUGUACAACAUCGUACAUAAUGAUGCACAUGAGAAUAUAGAUGACCUAUUUUUUUCAGAUGAUGAAGUGAAUCUUAUAUAUAUGUAUAAUAAUCAUCUUAAUGAGAAGGUAUACAGUUUAGAAAAACUAGAUUUAACAAAAAAUGAAAAUUCUGUAUCGUUCCCACGUAAUGAUAGUUCCAUAGCGCAGGAAUAUACUUUAAAAAAAGAGGAAAAAAAAUUGAAAAAUAAUAAUAAUAAUAAAAUAAAUAAUAAAGAAGAAAUAACAGAUAAGAAAUUACAAAUGGCAAUUAACAGGUAA
This is a messenger RNA of Plasmodium malariae, 8643 nucleotides long. Its product is annotated as conserved Plasmodium protein, unknown function. The transcript has a single exon. The record is from RefSeq and is a predicted model, not a curated record. The coding region runs from base 1 to 8643 and encodes 2880 amino acids. Lineage: Eukaryota; Apicomplexa; Aconoidasida; Haemosporida; Plasmodiidae.